GAAAUGGCUUUAAAUAUUGGCGAUCAAUUCCCUAAUUUCCAGGCUGAAACUAGCCAAGGCAAAAUAGACUUCUAUGAAUGGAUGGAAGAAUCUUGGGCCAUUUUGUUCUCGCAUCCUGCCGAUUAUACCCCAGUUUGCACAACUGAAUUAGCACGUGUCGAACAGCUAUUGCCGGAAUUUAAGAAACGCAACGUUAAACCAAUUGCACUGUCAGUUGAUACCGUUGAUUCGCACAAUGGAUGGAUCGAGGAUAUUAAAGCAUAUGGAAGUAAGUUCUUCAAAAAGCAUAAUUUGAUAUUAGCUUUUAUAAAAAUUUUAUUAUUAUUAGAUCUUUCGUCCUUUGACUAUCCUAUAAUUGCGGAUGAUAAAAGAGAAUUAGCAACACAAUUGAAUAUGCUGGAUAAAGAUGAACUGAAUAAGGAUGGAAUACCGUUAACAUGCCGUGCUGUUUUUAUUGUAGACAAUAACAAGAAACUGCGUUUGUCUCUUUUGUACCCGGCCACUACUGGAAGGAAUUUCGAUGAAAUUCUGAGGGUAAUUGACUCUUUAAAACUGACUUCUACUAAAUCAGUUGCCACUCCUGCUGAUUGGAAGCAAGGUGGCACUUGUAUGAUUUUACCAACCAUUUCGGAGCAAGAAGCUUUAGAUAAAUUCCCCAAUGGAUAUACUACACGUGAUGUGCCCUCGGGUAAGAAAUAUAUUCGCGAAACAGCACAACCAUGA
Messenger RNA from Musca vetustissima, 723 nucleotides. It is a transcript of the gene Prx6a, whose product is annotated as peroxiredoxin-6. The transcript has 4 exons. Bases 4 to 723 code for a protein of 239 amino acids. Lineage: Eukaryota; Metazoa; Arthropoda; Insecta; Diptera; Muscidae. The record is from RefSeq and is a predicted model, not a curated record. Gene Ontology annotation, cellular component: mitochondrion; cytosol. Gene Ontology annotation, molecular function: peroxiredoxin activity. Gene Ontology annotation, biological process: cell redox homeostasis; cellular oxidant detoxification.